Messenger RNA from Drosophila busckii, 3584 nucleotides. Its product is annotated as TBC1 domain family member 25. Bases 108 to 3323 code for a protein of 1071 amino acids. The transcript has 3 exons. Gene Ontology annotation, cellular component: autophagosome. The record is from RefSeq and is a predicted model, not a curated record. Gene Ontology annotation, biological process: regulation of autophagosome maturation; activation of GTPase activity. Gene Ontology annotation, molecular function: GTPase activator activity. NCBI's taxonomy places the organism in Eukaryota, Metazoa, Arthropoda, Insecta, Diptera, Drosophilidae.
CCUAUUAUCGCAAUGCUUGCAAUUUUAGCCAACAAUAAGAAAUAGUGCAUUUUUAGACAAAUAAAUAAUGGAAUUAAGUUAGUAAUUAAAUACAGUUAAUAUACAAGAUGGCGGGCAUGUACACUAGAGAAGCGGUGCGCGUUAAAGUCAAGAAAUGUGAGGCAACGAGGCCACCCGAAUGGCGCAAGUUUUCCGUCGAUCCGCAAAUAACAACAUUGGAAGUGCUUUACUCGCUGCUUGCCAAGGCUUUCGACAUCAAGUCAGACUUUUCAAUUAAGUACAAAGCCUUCGAUCCAGCUGGCAACGAAAUCUACUUGGCUGUGUUGUCUGACUGGGAUUUGGACGCUGCAUUCCUGCGGAUACACAAUAUAUCCAUACAGACGUCAACGGAGCCAUGUCUAAUGUUGCAAAUUGAUGUCAAGCCUUUCACUGUGGUGCGUGAGUGUGAAACAGAUGCAAGCUCCACCAGCAAAGCCAACAGCGUGGGCAGUGGCGCCACGCUCUCGGCAAGCGUUUCGCCUUUGCAGUCACUGGGCAUGUCACAGAAAUAUGUGCAACAUAUGCAGACCAAGCUGCCGGGCUUGAUUAUGAAUCAAAUGGAAAAGACAUUCUCCAUAGUGCAGAAAGCCUUCAAUUUGAGCGAUGAGCACAUGGCAAACUUGCCGCCACGUCCGCCCAUGUGCGACAGCGAAUUUCGUCUCUUCUUGGACGCCUUGGGGCAAAUACAACGCAACGACGAGCUGCGCAAGGUCAUCUUCUUGGGCGGCAUCGAACCGAGCUUAAGGCGUGUUGUGUGGAAACAUUUGCUAAAUGUCUAUCCCAGCGGCACAAAUGGCGUACCCAUGGAUGGACAUCAGCGCAUGGAGUUUAUGCGUCGUAAAUCGGAGCAGUACUACAAGCUACGUGACACCUGGAAAGCGGCAGUGCAACGUGGCAGCGUGGCCGGCGAACUAGCCUAUGUGACCAGCAUGGUUAAGAAGGAUGUGCUGCGCACGGAUCGACUGCAUCAGUUCUACGCAGGCAGCGAUGACAAUCAGAAUAUAGCCUCGCUUUUUAAUAUUCUUACCACUUAUGCGCUAAAUCAUCCGGUGGUUAGCUAUUGCCAAGGCAUGUCCGACAUUGCGUCGCCGCUGCUGGUGACCAUGAACGAUGAGGCGCAGGCCUAUAUAUGCUUCUGCGCCAUAAUGUCGCGUGUGCGUGGCAACUUUAUGCUGGAUGGCAUUGCCAUGACGCAGAAGUUUGCUCACUUAACCGAAGCUUUAAGCUUUUAUGAUCCAGAGUUUUGGGAAUAUCUUAAGUCUCAGCAAGCGGAUGAUUUGUUGUUUUGCUAUCGCUGGCUGCUGCUGGAGCUUAAGCGUGAAUUUCCCUUUGAGGAUGCACUGCGCAUGCUGGAGGUGCAAUGGAGCUCGCUGUGCUAUGACAAUAAUAAUGCCAAGGAGUUGGCGCUAUACGAAAAGGAAUUUGUGCCCAUUACGGAGAGCUCUGCGCCCAAUAGCGCCAGCACCUUUUCCACUUCAUACAGCGCCACGCCCACAAGCCCUUCUUAUUUGCUAACCAAGCCACGUGAGAAUCCUUAUACCAAAGUCUGCGCCUUGCGUCGUCAAAGCUCUUCAGCAUCGCUUAGCUCGCUGAGCUCCUCGCUGGGCGCCGCAAGCUCGCACGCGCUGGACAACUCAAAGCGCUUGAAUCAUAGUCUGGACGACAACAUGUCCAAGCAUACAGCGCAGCGUCGUCAGCGACGCGCCGCCAAGGCAGAUCAAAGUCUGGACGAGUCAAAAAUGCUGGCGCUCAUCGAAAGCGGCGCUGCUGUGGAAAAUACAAAGUCUGUGCAACAGCUAAGCGCUAGCGAGGAUACCGAUGAUGAUGUGUUCGAUUGUAAGCAGCAAAGUUCUACGUCGCCGCCGCAAUUCUUGGAGAGUAAUCCUUUCAAGGAGGAUGCUGCAGAUGAGCAGCCGCACAAUAACAACAGCGCCAUGCCAGCGCGUGUCUUUCUGGGCAGCUCAUCUUCUUCCAAUUUCGAGGAGGAAAGCAAACCCAAGCCACAGCAUAUACUCAAUGUAAGCAAUAUGUUGGCCAAGCAGUUGGUUAACAAUGCCAGCGCUGUAAGCGAGAGCGUUAAACGCGUAAGCAGCAGCAGCGGCGGUCACUUUAAGGAUCUUAAGGAGAAAAUUGCAGCUACCAGUCGCAUGGGCUUGUCCUUUGACGCUGACGAAGAUAAAACGCCACCCAAGUUGGUAAAGAAUUUUAAUGAAUUUCUGAACUUUGCCGCAAUGAACAAGAAUCGCAUCUCGGAUCGUUUGACGCAGCAGCUGCAGCUUAAUGAGAAGCCAGCGCAGCAGCCGAGCAAGCCUGCAUUGCAGCUAACCAAGAGCGGGCCAGUGGGCAGCUCGCUGGAUGAGUCCGACUCCUCUUCCAUACCAGAGACCAGCUGGAGUGCCUCAACGGCCGCCACGGCCAUACAACAAACGCAGCAGUCGAGCAACUAUAGUUUGCAAACGGACACGCAGGAGCAAGAGGGCAGCACGCCCGAAGCCCAACAGGAUGAAGAGUAUUAUCCGAUGACAACAGCCAUAACGCGUGAACUGCGUUUGGAGGCAGAGAAUCUGGAUAGACAAGUGUUUGGUUUGCCUUUUACGGAAAAGCAGCAGCCUGCCAUUAAGUUGGAUGACAUUGAGUACGAGCAGCUGGACAAGGAUUCGCUUGAUAUGGUCGAAGACCUAAAAGAGAAUGAGAUUAUAACCUGCCCCGCUGUAAGCGAGCUGCACAUGAGACGCAGACAGCGCAUGGCUGCGGCUAAGAGCAACAGCGUGCAGCCACCAGACACGCAGCUACUGAAUCCAUUUAUAGACGAGCGCUUGGAGAGCAGCGGCGGCGGCGCCGGCGGCAUGCGCAACAGCAGCAGCCUGCCUGAGGUUAUAAUGCCAAUCUCAACAGAGCCCAAUCGCGUUGAAGCCGUUGAAGUGGGCACCAAUGCGGAUGAUGAGAGCGCCUACAAUGCCUAUCCACGCUCGCCACAACGUUGCGCUGCCAAUGGACUGAACAGCAGCGCCGCCGCCUUGCCACCGCCCAGCGAAUUCGGCGGCGGCAAUGCCUUUCUCAUGUUUCUGUGCUUAACGCUGCUGCUGCAGCAUCGCAAUACAAUCAUCAAGGCUGCCAUGGAUUACAAUGAGAUUGCCAUGCAUUUUGAUAAAAUGGUGCGCAAGCAUGACGUGACCCGCGUGCUCAACCAGGCGCGUCGCAUGUACUUUGAGUAUCUGCAGGCGCAGCGCCAGCAGCCGCAGCCAAGCACCAGCACCAGCGCAGCUGAGACGCCACAAAUCUAGCAACCUACGUAAUUGUCAACUUGUUGAAUUAAUUGUAUUGUAUAGAGUCCCAUAGUUAGGAACUGAGGAGUUGCUCAAAAUGUCUUGCAUAAAGUUUAAGCUAAGCAUUUUGUCGGCGCAACCAAAGCUUUUAAUCAUUUGAUUUUAGUAUGUGACUAGUCUGAACAUGUCCUGCAUUCCACACAAAAACUCAUUUAUUGUAUGUUUUUUAUUAUAUCAACUUGUGCUUACAAAACUUUUAAAAAUUCUCAGCUACAAAGC